CCGGAAGUCCUAAUGUGACCAAGAAAGAUGGCGGGGGAUUCCGCAAUGGAGCUGCUCUUUUUAGAUACGUUCAAGCAUCAAAGUGCAGAGUUGACAAACGUGGAUGUUGUGCGGUUUCCGUAUGGCGUCUUGAUCACAGAAGUGCGGGUCAUUCCCCCUGGCAUCAAAGCACACAGCAACCUGUCCGACAGCAGAGCAUUUGGUGAGACAUCCCCUCACGCAUUCCAGUUGGACUUGUUCUUCAACAAUGUGUCCAAGCCCAACGCCCCAGUGUUUGACAGGCUGGGCAGCCUCGAGUAUGAUGAGAACAAAUCAAUCAUCUUCAGACCCAAUGGGAAGAUCAACACAGAUGGUUUAGUCCUGCGUGGAUGGUAUACAUGCCUGACAUUGGCAGUGUAUGGUACCGCUGAGCGCCCGCACAGCCACGAGCGGGACUCUCCGCCCCCUCCUCCACCACCUCCCCAACAGCAACAGCCAGGAUCCAAGAGAAACGUUAAGCACGAGUGGGCCAGUGAGGAGCACUACAAUGGAAGCCCACCCAGACCACAGCCCAGAGGGCCACGGACCCCACCAGGUCCUCCCCCUCCAGAUGAUGAUGAUGAUGAAGAGGCUUUACCUGCACCUGGCCAAUGUCCAGUAAAGGAGGAGAACACAAAGCAGGGUGAUGAUUACCUGGAGCCUGUCUCACCUGAGCGAGGGUCUCUUCCUGCAGAUGAGACGUACUCGGAUGCAGAGCCGGAGGAGGAUGAGGGCCCGGUUGUUGAGGAAGAAGAUGAGGAUCCACAGUCAGAGGGAAGUGUGGUGGAGGAGGAUGAGGAGGAAGAUGAAGAAGAGGUUGAUGAGGAAAUGGAUAUAGAUGGAGAAGGUGAUGAUGGCUAUGAGCAGAUCUCCAGUGAUGAGGAGGAUUUGGAGACCAGCGCGUUCAAGCUUCCUGCGUUUGACCUGGACUACACAGCCGAGGACCUGGCCUCCUUACCAACCGUUCAAUACGAUCCGUACGAACGUGAACUCCGACCCCUCCAGCACUUCACCCCGCCGCACAUCACACGCUAUGAGGCAGAAGUGAAACGCCUCAAAACGGUAGACAUCCAGGACCUCAGCUCCCCAUGGGCGGAGUCAGCGGCUAAAUUGUCUGAACUGUUAGAAGCCUGGGGGGAGGGACAGGGGGCGGAGCGAGGGGCAGGCUGGGUAACGGCAUUGGAGGAAAUCCCCGCCUUGCUUGUUAAAGGGCUGAGCUGCUUGUCCAUCAAGGACCCUGAUUUGCAACAGGACAAGUUAAAAAGACUGGUCGAUUGGACCUGUGAAGCACUUAAUUUGGACUCUGCACUGGCACAGCCCAUAGCCCUGAACCUGCGCCAGCUCAAAGCUGGGACCAAACUGGCCGCUUCCUUGGCCGAUUGUGGUAACCCGGCUGUUCGGGACCUGCUGGAGAAAGGGAUUGUUGGCAGCCUGUUGGACUUGUUGUUCGCUGAACACGUUUCAUCCACACUGAAACUCAACGUGCUACGUUCUCUCGACAGCAUCAUCAGUGAGCCGCAGGGCAUUGAGACCCUGCUCAGAGACCGUCACCAUGGCGAUAAGGGAAUAAGUGGGUACCAGCGUCUGCUGGAACUCUUUCUGUUGGACCAGACUGUACGUGUUGCUACAGCAGGUGCUGCCAUUUUACAUAAGGGACAUUUUUAUGAGAUUCUGACUGACCUCCAAAAGACCGCAAACAUCUGGGCUGACCGGCAUCCGAGCGUAGGGGAGGUGGGUGAGAGAGAGGGUACAGAGAGCGAGAAGGAACGAGAAGAGAGAGACAGAGAAAGCACAGAGAGGGAAGUAGAGGGGGAAACUCAGGAAGUAGAGCGGGAAACCCCAAUGGACAUUGAUACUUUGCUGGAAUCUGUGUCUUUGUCAGAAGGUGACUUGGAAAGGCUGCAAGCUCUCCUGGAGGAACUGCUCCACCUGUUGGAGACAGCACCACACUGUAUGGUACAACCUCCUGGAAAAGCUUUCCCAACCAGUGCCCGAAUCACCGGGCCACCGGAAAGAGAUGAUCCCUAUCCCACACUGUACAGAUACAUGCACGCAUGUCACUUUCUGGAAUCUCUGGCAGUCGUUCUGUCAUAUCCGGCUACAUGUGCCCAUAUCGGAGUCCUGCAGGCUGUCAGAGAUCUAAUGCGAUUCCUGUCGCAGUCCCAGCAGGGUCUUCUCUUCCUCCUUAGCCAACAUGAACCCACCAACCUGCUGCUUCGUCUCCUCACUCCCCUUACUCACUUGACUCCUUCCUCUCACCUGGCUCCACUGACACCUCUUUCAGAGGCUGAGGUUGAAGAUGCUCCAGCAGUUGGUGAGGGGACAAUCGAAGAUGGGUUUUGGGUAUGGCUCAUGCAGACGUUACAUGCUCUACAGGGUAUAGCUGAGCUGAGCGGGGCUGAGCUGGAAGAUGGCGAUAACCCAGAUGUACUGGCAACGCUUCAUGCUUUGUAUCUUAUUAGCUUCACCACCACCGGCCGAAACGCUGUCACACAUGCAUUUAGCUUGGAAAAUAACCUCAGCUGUCUGGUCAACCUGGUAGAACACCAUGCCAAAGAUGUGCAAGGGGAAGGCAAAGCAAGAAAAUCUGUCACAUAUACUUAUGCCUGCAUGCUUGUGUUGCUGGUGGUGCAGACAUCAAGUGAUCUGCGAAUGAUGGAGCAGUACGCCGCUCCGCUUCUUGCCGUCUGCAAAGCUGAUGAAAACAAUGCUAAACUUCAAGAGCUGUCUAAGUGGUUGGAGCCUCUCGAAAAAUUACAUUUUGAUAUCAGUGGCAUCCCUACGCUUAUUGACUACAUAAAGCAGAAUCUGGAGCACUUGAUGACGGCAGAUGGGGUGGGACUAGUAGCUGCUUUCAGAGUCUUAUGCCACAUUUCCUGUCCUCCACCCACUGUGUCAGGUCAGCAGAAGGACUUAAAGUGGAACCAGGCCAUAAUAGCCCUCUUCAGUGCAGAGGGAAUGGACACUUUUAUCAAAGUCCUCCAGAAGCUUACAGCACUGCUUCUGCUGCCAUGGCGACUACACGGGCCGAUGGGCCCGACGGCGCAGCGGCUCAUGAUGCUGUCUGUGGCCUCCUGCUCGCUCAGACUCAUACGGGCCAUGCUUACGGAGCUGCUGUGCGGAGGAACCUGCGAGUUCCGUGACGUGCGCGUGCCCUCUGUGUGCGUCAUGCUCCACAAGAUCCUCUGCUCCACCCCGACGACUGGCCGCUUGGAUGCGGAGGAGCUGCGUAUCCAGGGAGACGUGACGGAGACAUUGUUGACAUUCACGCAUGCGGUUAGCAAGCAGGAGACCGGUUCGGAGGAGAUGGUGGCAGGGAACAGCUGGUCUCUGAUGCUGAAGGAAGUGUUGAACUCUAUACUGGCCGCCCCUGAGAACAUCUACAGCAGCCUCAGUCUGCUCUCUGAACUGCUGCCUCUCCCUCUACCAAUGCAGACCACACAGGCACUAUCAGUGCAGGACAUCGGGGUUGCGAUGAACACACGUAAGCUGUGGAGUGUGCACCUCCACGCUCAGGCUCGGGUCUUACAAGAAGUGUUGCAGUGCGUGUGCGUGAGCAGCUGUCCUCCAAUUCUCUCCAUGCUCCGCAGGGUGUGCGUGCAGCUCUGUGAUCUCGCUGCGCCCACCGCAACGCUAGUGAUGAAGACGUUGCUGGAGCAGCUGCAGGAGGAAAUGCAACAGGAGGCAUCUGGCUCGCGGUUGAUGAGGGUACUGGCCCUUCUCGACUCGCUGGCGUCUCAGCGCGCCUGCAAGGCGGCAUUGUUGUCCUUGCUGGCCGGAUCUAUGCGAAGCGAGGGACGGAGUGAGGGUAAAGCCGAGGACAAACAGCCAGACCUCAUUCCUUCUUUCCUCGCAAUGCUCAUCCUACCAGCAGACGCCAGCUUGACGGUGCAGCAGAACGCCGAACUGACGGCUUCCGUAAUUCAAUCGCUGUGCGAUCAGGACGUGUCACUGAUCGUGAGUGGCUCGGGUGAGGCGUCAGUGUCCGAGGCAGAGCAGCUAGCCAAUUCGCUUCCGACCAAAGACGUGAUGGUGUGCAUAUGCGACGGAAUGUUGGAAGUGUUGGGAAAUGCGCACAGCAGCUACACGCUGCAGCUGACGUGCCUUAGGACUAUGAUGUUUCUUACAGAGCAUGACUAUGGUCUUUACCACUUGAAAAGCUCUCUGAAGAAACACAACUCGGCCGUUUCUUCUCUGAUUCGCAGGGAAAUUGCGUCCUUUAACAAAGAAUCGGCUGAGCUUCUGUCUGCACUGUUUGACUUUUUGAGGCAGAUCGUGAACAGUGAUGCUAUGGAUGAAGACAUAGACAGUCGCUCUUUGGCACUCAGUGCAAGUGACAUGAAACAGCUGCUGCAGUGGAAGGAGGACUCGGGGGAGCAUUCAGUACCAGAGCUGGAGAAACAUAUCAUGGAGCUCUGUAAAGAGGAUGAGUCCUUGGAGACUCUGCUUGAGAACGUUACUGGACUGCGGCAGAUUAUCGAAAGCUCUGGAGACACCCCUGCUGGUACAGAGCCCGACACUGAACCCACUCUGCCACCACCAGAACCCCUCCAGACACAGUUCAACCACAGGACAGUUUAUGUUCUCUCAGAUGUUCUGGACGAGCAGCUAAAGGCACUGUGGUUCUCUCCAUUCCAGUCGGAUGAUUUGGAGGCUGAAGUAGACAUGGUCAAAGUAGACUUGGUUGCACUAGCCCAGCAAUGUUGUCCAGACUUGGACCUGAAGGCGGAGUUAGAACGGUCAUUUCUCAGUGAACCCACCUCCCCAGGGCAUAGCAAAUCAACCAAAGGCUUUAGACUUGGCAAGCACAAACACGAGACCUUCAUCACAUCCAGUGGGAAGUCCGAUUAUGUGGAGCCUGCCAAACGAGCGCACAUCAUGGCAGCCCCUCGAGGUCGGGGCCGUGGUGCAUUUGGCCAGCUCUGUCGACCGCAUGACAUUUUCCGUCAGCGCAAGCAGAACACGAGUCGCCCUCCUUCCAUGCAUGUUGAUGAUUUCCUUGCUGCAGAAUACAAGGAUGUGGGCCCGCCUACUGGCCUGGCUCCACCCAAACGGCCACAAAAAGGAGGAGGAGCCAAGCCACCAACCAGGGGCUUGUUUGCUGGAGGAACCAGAGGGAGGGGCUUCCAGAGUCAUACCCGCUUCUUCACUCCACCAGCCCCCAAGAGCGUUCUGCUUGCUGGUAACUACCCUCGCCGUGAGGGUGGGCGAGGCUCUGCCUGGAAUACGCCUGUGACAGCUGUCACUCACAGAGGGACUUACAGUGAGCCUCGUGGAGGGCAAAGCAACUUCGCUCGACCAUUACCCUCAAGACAACCACCUGCAGGUGCAUACCGAUUGGCUCCUCGUGACAGAGCCACCAGAGGGAGGGGCGCUGGUCUGUCCUGGCUCAGUGGAGGUGGAGUCAAUAUCGGAGGAGGUGGUUUAAGUGGCGGUGGCCGUGGUCAAGGAAAGUUUAGCAGUGGAGGUGGGCGGGGCAGACAUGUCCGCUCAUUCACUCGAUAAAUGUUGCCAUUAGCAAAACAGACUGCAGAUAGCCAUAAGGCUUUAAAGGACCAAUCAGGAUGUGGAUUUGCAGUCUCUGUUGCAACCAUUGGCUGAUAUUGUGUAUAUCAUUGUCAUGUUUUGUGUUUGUUUUUCUUGUUUGUUUUUUAUAUUAUUAAAUUCUUGUGACUAUA
Molecule: messenger RNA, 5696 nt
Organism: Paramisgurnus dabryanus
Lineage: Eukaryota; Metazoa; Chordata; Actinopteri; Cypriniformes; Cobitidae
Gene: virma
Product: vir like m6A methyltransferase associated
Biological process (GO): mRNA modification
Cellular component (GO): RNA N6-methyladenosine methyltransferase complex
Molecular function (GO): RNA binding
Source: RefSeq, a predicted model, not a curated record